CCGCUUCGCUUCACACGACCUCUCCUCUGAUCCUCUCCCACCCACUCCUUCUCGCCAUGGACGGCGGCGGUGGCGACUACAGCCCGCGCUUCCAGCGUCAGGCCUCAUGCUCCUGCGCCCCCUCCAUCUCCCGCCGGGGAUUCGUGCGCGCCGGCUUCGACCUCGACGGCGACGACUACUACUACGACGACGACAUCUUCCACUCCUCCUCCUCCUCCUCGGCCGGCGGCGGCGGCCCUUACUCCGCUGCGGCGUACGCCGGAAACCAGCGCCCGUCCGCGCGCACGAGGCUGAGGGGGCUGUGGCGGCGCAUCAUGCGGGAGAAGAAACGGAUCCUGCUCUGCACCACCGGCUGCUUGCCGAUGGCGGCCGCACCGCAUCGGGAGCCGUACGACGAGUACAGCUACGCACAGAACUUCGACGACGGAGAGGCGUGGGUGGAGCCGGAGAACCUCUCGCGCUCCUUCUCCGCGCGCUUCGCUGUCCCCUCCAGGGUGCUGCAGAGGGUCGCCGUGUAGAAGCUCCAAGAAACCGCCGGCCGCCGGCGGCUUGAUCUUUUUUUCUUCUUUUUUCCCUCUUUCCAAUUUUGGAGCCGUAAAUUGUGAAAACAGAAGCAUCAAUCCCAUCUGUAUAUGCAUCCAGAUUUUAAUUUCA
Molecule: messenger RNA, 654 nt
Organism: Phragmites australis (common reed)
Lineage: Eukaryota; Viridiplantae; Streptophyta; Magnoliopsida; Poales; Poaceae
Exons: 1
Coding region: 57-518 (153 amino acids)
Source: RefSeq, a predicted model, not a curated record